AUGUCAAGCCUGGGUCCAUAUUUCCGAAAAUCCUGCCAUUGUCCUGUACGUUCGGUUGAAUCAUUGGAAGCACGGUGGAAAGUUAUCAAGUACGAGAAUCUCAAGUUUAUCGGCUUCGUUCAGGUGGCUAAAGGUCGCAGUGGAUGCAAUGGAGCUGAUGGUAUCAAUGCUGCCGUCAACUAUUCCGUGAGAGCACAGCAGCAGCUGGAAAACCAGGAAAGGAGUUUCAGUUCAUGCAUUGCUAUGAGUAUCUCAAAGAAUGCCAGAAGUUCAGCACUCGAUAUAUACAAAAAACGCAGCCAGCAGUUGUCGGAGAUGGUCGCAGAUGAAGCCGAGGCCAACGAAACAAGCAAAGGCCAAGCAAACUGA
Messenger RNA from Lichtheimia ornata, 369 nucleotides. RefSeq lists its product as uncharacterized. Lineage: Eukaryota; Fungi; Mucoromycota; Mucoromycetes; Mucorales; Lichtheimiaceae. The coding region runs from base 1 to 369 and encodes 122 amino acids. The transcript is spliced from 3 exons. The record is from RefSeq and is a predicted model, not a curated record.